UGUUGAACAUGGCAACCACUGGAAUUCACAGCCUUUCUAUGUUCAGAAAUGGGUGUUUAAAGUCACCCGUUGACCCUAGAACUGGGCUGCAAUCAUCCUUGACCGAUAGAGCAAAGUAUGCAAAUGAAAAACACAAUGAAGAUCCCGGCCAGGGCCUAGACAGUGACCAAGAAAAUAGGGAACCAAAAGCUGAAAACACCAGCAACAGUUCAGAUUUUUUGAACUCUUCAACUUCUUCUACCACUGCUAAACUCAUUGAAAAUUUAACCCUUGGCGAUAUGUCUGAUGACGAAUUUUACAACAAGUUAAUGACACUGAAAAGUGAACAUAGGCGAACGCUGGCAAUGUGUGAGAAGAUGUAUGAGGAAAAACUGAGCAGUGAAGGAUUUGGGUCGACUGCAUCGUUGACUCUGGGUGUUGGCAAACUUGCACCUGGUCCAUCGCCAACUUUGGAAACAAUGGGAAGAGACUAUGGACUCAGUAAUGAACAACCUGUUAAUACUAGCAGUGACACAUUUAACCAAAGUUUGGAGAUCACUGGUCUGCGAAAAAGUACAGAGAAACCUCCAAGGGCACCAAGAGUGGCAAGAGACCAAGUACGAGACAUGGGCUCGAAAGCGUCAACUUCUCAUGACGAACGACACGAAUCGCCAAGGACGUCAGAGUCUGCAGGUCGAUAUACUCUGAAAACUGCUUGGACGGAGAAGCCAUCUCGUUCCGAUGACUAUUGGAAACGAAUAAGUGACAGCAGUGGAGAUGAAGCCCCAGAUUACGAUAGGAACAGAUACACAGAACAUGUCAGGAACGGAUAUGAAGAUGAGAGAUUUAUACGCAGUCGCCCACAAGAACUCGCCUCUGCUAUGACUCGUAUUGACGACAUGUGGGAUAAUUUCUCUGUUGAGGAAUAUGCUCCAAGAACAGCUGCCAGAUCAACUACUCGAUCCUCUACAAGACAACAACCUUCCUCAAGAGCGUCAAGAAGCUUGGACAGGCGAGAGAGGCCAAGGAGUGGUACACGUGAUCGUUCGAAUUCCUUAGAAGACACGUGGCGACACCGCAUCACCAUCCCUAAACCUUUCAGCAUGACAGUCCGUGAAGAAACGAAACCGAAGAUGACCUCAAGAUCCAUUGCUCAAUAUCAAGAAGAAAAGAUGAAGGAGUUGCAAGAAUAUGAUGCUGAAUGCCAGAAGACGUUCAAAGCCACACCCGUCCCAGCGCAUGUCUACUUACCGCUGUUUGAUGAAAUCAAUGAGAAGGCAGAAACGAGGAGACGCGUCAAUAAGGAGCUCAGCAAGGAAGUCCUAAAGUCAAUGGAGAAGCCUUUCAAAUUUUUGAAGCGGGAUGAAAGCAAGAAGAGCCACAACUGCCACGAGCGGACAAGGUCUGCUCCACAGAAGAAAAGUAAGGUGUUCAAAGCCAAGCCUGUCCCAAACGAUGUCUACGACAACACUGUGUCUGAGCGUAUUCGUGAAGAGGAGGAAUAUCGCAAAAUACGAAUCAAAAUGAGAGCCCAGGAGUUGCAGCGUGCGUCGUCUUUACCUCCGAAUAUGGCUGCUAGGGGGAGUGACUACGUGGCUGGGAAAUUCAAGUUCAAACAAACUGGGGACAAGGCUGCCAAAUAUGGUAUUGAGAAGGAACCGAAAUUCCAGCCAAAGAUCAAAGAGAAGGUUCCCGAUUUUGAAAGAAUCCACCGCAAACUACAGAAGGAGAUGAUCAACCAGAAAGACCGAAAGGAAGCAACCGUUUGCAAACCUUUUAAUCUUCGAACGAGUUCCAUUGAAAGAAAUGUUGAUAAAGUUGUUGAUGAUAUGAUGAGAGAUGAGCUGCUGCUGAAAGAGAACAGAUGGCCGUAUCAGAAUUCACGGUCGAGGCCAAGAUCUGGAUCUAUUGGCUCUCUGACUAUGGAUAACAUUCCCUCCAAGCUAACCAUGUCACAAGAGCUCCGAUCAAGUGCUAACAGAGAAAAAAUAGCCGAGCUGACAAGGAAAGAGCAAGAGGUUAUGGAUAAGAAACGAAGGCAGCGAGAAAAAGAAAAGCAAUUGAAGAAAAUGAUCGCCGAAAAGGGUGUGGCUGUAGCUCCGGAGAAAGAAUCGCCAGCUGAGAAACUUCGAAAAUAUAGGGAAGCGGAGCGUGCCCGUCGAGAGGAAUAUGAGCAUGAACUUCAGUCUAUGAAAGAGAGAGUGGACAACAGACCCUAUCUGUUUGAACGACAGUCACAGAUCAAUGCAAGAAAACAGGCAGAGAAGCGUUACUCAGCAACAUUGAGAAGUGCAGGCGUGAGCGAAGAAUUUAUCAACAAAAAAGGAUCGGAAGCAACUGACCUCGACUACGAGAACGACGAUGUGGACGAUUAUGACGAUGACUUCAACUCGUAUUCGUAUGAAAAGACGGCGUCACGACAAGACACAGUUUCCCGGGACAGACAGGAUGACUUGGAAGAUGAUGGGGCCGCUUCGGAUGAGGUGGAUGAGGAUUUAGAUGAGAGUGCUGAUGAAGCUUGAAAUGACUCUCAUAGGCUAAACUGGUAGUUCUUAUUCUAAUUUCAUGUGGACACUAGAAAGAUUUAGGAACUUAGAUUGAAUAACUACUUUGGUGACUACUUUGAUAGUAAGCUCAACACAGUUAUUAGCCAUGUGAUGGUGGUUCUUGUGGUUUUCUUUGUAUUUACCUAUUUUGGUUUACAAAAGUCGCCCAAGAGUUUUUUCAGGUGUUCAACCUCUUCCUGUUCAGGGCAAGUCAUUCUCCACUGGGUGAAGUGGAAAUAUCUUUCCACAAUAAACUUCUAAGGGAUGGUACAUUUUGUAACCUUUGGAGUAAGAAGAUUGUCUUAGAAUAUCAGAAUUUAAAUGAUUUAGUGAUUAUAUAUACAAGGAUAUUAGGUUGAGAGUCCAAUGAAUUUUCAGUUACUAAACUAUGUCCGACAGUCCAUGUUAAAGGGCUCAACGGAAAUUUUCUGCAUUUGGGCUUUUCGUUUUUGAUAUGGUAGUGCUGUAAAAGUUGCUUUUAGUUUUGAUGUUUCAAUGUCAUUCACUGCUGGCUGUUAUGAAUUAAAAUGGUAUUCUUCAUGUAUGUUAUGUUCAUCUAGCACUAUGGAUAAGAUAAUAGUAUUGUUUGCACAUUUGAUAUCCCAGAGCAGUUUUCUUUUGUAGUUGCCUGCUGGUUCAGGAUGACUUAACAGAACAGUAUAAGAUUGUACAGGAAGGAUAGAUGAUGCGACCUGGUGUGCCUUCAUAUUUGACAGCCAACACGUGGCCAUGAACAAUGGUGUUAUGUCAUUGAAGCACCACUGAGGUGCUCAUAAAAUGUGUGCUACAUCCUCUGGUACAUGUAUGUGACAUCAUUGUUGGACUGAGGUAAUGUAAUUUUGCCAUCAACGUUUGCAGUUAAACUGACAUCUUCUGCUGUCCAUGGCUACCAGUUUGCCAGCUGUCAUGGGUGGCGGUGAUGACAUCAUCUCAUCCCUAUCCAUGUAGGAGGGUCUUUAUAUUGCAGGACAUACACAAUACGAGUCAAACCGUCCCUAAGUCAAUUGAUAUGAAGUGCUUCCCAACAACACAUUCUGUGCCUUUUGAUUCUUGUCUUCGAAAAACUUAUCUUUUUUACCCAUGUGGUUUGCUGUCAAAGUAAUGCUUGGACUAAUUGCCUGCUGAUGUACAGUUAUAGCGUGUAUGUUGAUACUUCUCAUCAAAUAUCUAAAAGCCUUUAACAAAAUGUAGAUUGCACAACAAAUUUUUGAGCCUUACUCCAGCAAAUGAUGUUGUAUCUAGGCUCAUAUUUAUGCCAGAAUUAUGAUGCAAAAGCUCUGCAGACACUAAAUCAGAAUGAUUCAUUUCAGUAUGAUUGCUGAGAUCCUGGUGGAGAUUACAUGUAAGUGUUGAUAUUCAGGUCGGUUGAUGACAUGUAGGCCUAUGUUUGGUCAGUAUUUUGAAAACGCAGAAAAAUGAGAGAAAAUUUAAAGCACGUCUGCUUGAGUUGAGGUAUGACCGUGGACUGACGUAAUUCGUCAGAGCAGAAUCUUUUCACUGCAUGGGUUUGUUAUAAUUGGUCAGUAGUUCAACACCAUGAGUACUUGAUGACAUUCAUUAAGAUUUGUAAAUUUAAUGUAUUCUAGCGCCAAAAUUUGUAUGUACUAUAAUACUAGACUGUUUGUGUGUACCUCAAUAUAUUUUAAGACUAUGAGUUCAAAGAUUUUUUAUCUGCUUCAGUGGUUUGGCAUUGAUAACUCCUUUGAGAGAGGUACUUAGUGAAGACAAUGAGGUGUACAGUUCUUCUGUCUUAGCCUGUAGUUGAUCUAUAGGAAAUAACUAAAACCAUACAAAAUAAAAUUGUUAUUUUUGUAUUU
Lineus longissimus is the source of this 4342-nucleotide messenger RNA. Its product is annotated as protein FAM161A-like. The record is from RefSeq and is a predicted model, not a curated record. Bases 9 to 2501 code for a protein of 830 amino acids. The transcript is spliced from 5 exons. Gene Ontology annotation, biological process: cilium organization. NCBI's taxonomy places the organism in Eukaryota, Metazoa, Nemertea, Pilidiophora, Heteronemertea, Lineidae. Gene Ontology annotation, cellular component: cilium.